Molecule: messenger RNA, 2800 nt
Organism: Labrus mixtus (cuckoo wrasse)
Lineage: Eukaryota; Metazoa; Chordata; Actinopteri; Labriformes; Labridae
Product: CCN family member 1-like
Exons: 5
Coding region: 246-1424 (392 amino acids)
Biological process (GO): signal transduction
Cellular component (GO): extracellular region
Molecular function (GO): protein binding
Source: RefSeq, a predicted model, not a curated record
AAAGCCCCGAAAGAAUGGAAGUAAGACAGACUGGGUGGUUCUUGGCUCAGUAUGAGAGAGGAGGGAGGGGGGCUUCUAAUGGGCUUGUGGGAGGACGCGUGUAGAAGCAUUCCUCUCAUAGUUUUGGGACACCUCUUCAGCCUGCAUACGUCAGAUUUGCCUCGAGUGUAUAAAAGGAGAUGGGGACUCCAAAAAGAAAGAAGAGCAACUACCUGUGAACUCACUGCUAGAUCUAAGGGUCUUUUAUGCACCGGGAGAGAUUACUACAACUUCUGAAGAUGUGGAAAGUUUUUGUAGUCUUGAUCCUGCACCUUUUACGGGUGUCAGCCUCAUGUCCAAAGGACUGCCGCUGUCCCUCUCACACCCCCAGAUGUGCAGCAGGAGUCAGUCUCAUGCUGGAUGGCUGUGGAUGCUGUGAAAUCUGUGCACGGCAGCUCUUUGAAGACUGCAGCAGGACUCAGCCGUGUGAUCACACAAAGGGACUGGAGUGCAACUUCGGAGGAGAACACGGCUCUGCAAAGGGCAUUUGCCGAGCUAAAUCAGAUGGAAGAACAUGCGACUACAACAACAGGAUUUACCAGAACGGUGAAAUCUUCCGUCCAAACUGCAAACACCAGUGCACUUGCAUGGACGGUGCUGUUGGAUGCGUCUCCCUCUGCUCACAUGAGCUCAUGUUGCCCAAAGAGGGCUGUGCCAAGCCCAGACGGGUUAAAGUCCCGGGACGGUGCUGCGAACAACUCAUCUGCCCUGAGGAUGCAAAGACUGAGAGCUCUGUGGGAAGGAAACACGUGAAAAAGCACAGCAAAGACAGACUGUCUGAAGAUGAGCUGACCAAACACAAUGAGUUGGCUGCUGUGUGGAGAGGAGAAUCAAAGUCUUUACCCGCUUUCAGGGGUCAUCCACUGCACCACAUGUUGGUCAGAGGAUUCAAUUGUGUGUCUCAAACCACAGCUUGGUCACCCUGCUCCAAAUCCUGUGGCACAGGACUGUCCACCCGAGUGACCAACAACAACCUCCAGUGCAAACUGGUUAAAGAGACACGGAUCUGUGAAGUACGCCCAUGCAACCAAAUCACUUUAAAGACAUUAAAGAAAGGUCAGACAUGUAUCCACACUGAAAAGUCGAGACGUCCGACUAGAUUGUUCUUCGCAGGCUGCCGUAGCCUGAAAAAAUUCCGGCCGAGGUACUGUGGGUCCUGCUCAGAUUGGCGAUGCUGCAUGCCCCACCGAACCCAGACAUCGCCUGUAAGCUUCCGGUGCAAAAACGGAAAGAUCAUCAGCAGGAUGGUGAUGAUGAUCGAGUCCUGCAAGUGUGACCUCAACUGCUCCGCCAACAACAGAGGAGCAGCCAACAAAAUACUUUUAAAUGAUAUCCACAAACUGCAAAUAUUAAGGAGAAAAGAAGUCCUGAAGAGUGCAGACUGAUAGAAACUGUGCACGUUGUUGGUGGCAGACGUCUGCAGGAUUGAUCUCCUGAAGUAUUUAGUUCAUAAUUGUGCUUCAUAGAAUUGGAGCUUUGUGGUUUUCUUCUUAUUGAAGCAGAUUUUUUUUUACUGUGAAAAUCCUUAUUUUUGUACUUUCAAACUUUAAAAUACACUUUGGAUACAUUAAAGGUGCACUAUGUAGUUUUGUCAGAUCAAUUUGAAAGUUGGAGAAGUGUACAGAUUAUGUGGUAACUGUCCUCAGAGGAAAAUCUGGUCCCUGUAACACUUUUUGAAGAUAAAGUGCUAUGUUAUGGUGACUGAAGGUAACUCUCCUGGGAGCUUUUUAGCUCCAAACAGUGUUCCAGGGACACAUUUUUGUCUUAGAGUAAAGUUGCUGUAUUCAGUUCAGAAAAUAUUGCAUAGAAUUGUUUCACUUCUCCAACUUUCAAAUUUCACUAGUACCAAAACUCCAUAGUGCACCUUUAAUGUUUUCUCUGAUUUUAUUCCAAAAUGUUACUUCACAUAUUUAAGCCUCUUUUGACAAGACAUCAUGGAAAUGGCUAUGGCAGCUUCCAAAUCAGCCAUUCCAAAAUGUUGCAAAGUUCCUGUUGAUUUAAUGUAUACUCUUUAAUUUUAUUUAUGGUUUAGGUUUCAUAUUCUAUUUGUCUCUUCAUGUAUUAAAAUAGUCAAUCAUGAGAUACUGUACAAUAGUACAUGUUUGACUUGUUUUUUAAAUGUUAUGAUAUAACUGAUGGCUGCAAAAUAAACUUUACCUUCGGUUGUAACUUCCAAAACAUCCAAUCUAUGCCUUUUUAUUUUUUUAAAUAAAGUAAUUUGACUAUGGAGUUUUUCUAAGAGUUCCACAUUAGAGGAAAUGCUUUGGUUUAAUGUUAGCAAUAAUGUGAACUAAUUUCAACUCUUAAGGGGUCUGUUGUAACAGUUUUCAGGAGGAAAUGAGCUAUAUGGUUACAACUGCAUCUGGCUGACCCACUUCUGAGAGGACCUACAUGUCACUGAAUAGUUUAGGGACUGGGUGUAAUGUAAACCUCGGAGGGGUUUUCCUGCUGUUGGACAGAUGCCGGUUGCAAGUUACUGGGUAAGAUAUUCUAAACUCCCCAUGGAGAGAUGCUACAUUGAGUAUGGAAAACAUUAUUUGCUCCUGACAAUGCAGCACAGUGAGUAUUAGCUGAAUAUUAUGUCAAUAAAGUUUUUUUAAACAAAUAAUUGCAUGAAGAAUGCAAAUUCAUGUUACACUGCUGAUUCUCACGAGUAUGGCUUAGUCUGAAUGCUAUUAUCACAUGCACUUCAGAUUUUGUUUUUUUAUAUGUGCAUCUGAUUGUGGUAGCUGUCCUGCAAGAAAAACAAUAAAUACUUGUG